AAGAUAAGAUGGCGAUAGUGCGGAAUUUCUUUUAUGGUUUGCUGCAAAUGAGGAGGCAUUAUGCCCGGUAUGGUUUCAGUUAUCUUUGACAUUGACUAGUUGACUCAUUUUUCUGUUACUUAGUUCAUGUCAUGCUUUCAGACUGGCAGAAAUCGGGCGUUUUCAGGAACUUAAAACCAGCGGAAAAUAUGAACCUGGACAGGUAAUAAACUUCAGCUUUCGUGACGACUUAACGGUACGAUGACGAUAGAGAGUUGAGAAUUUUCACGCUGUGCGAAGGGAGGUGUAAAAAUUCUAGGGAAAGGGACUAAAUUAGUUGCCUAAACAACAGAAUGCAGGGACUGACUUAGGAAUCAUCCCAUAUCAUUAAAAUUAUGUACAAAAGCAUCUAUUGUUGAGCUCACAUGUCACGUUCUUCAAAGCCCUCGGACAAAGUGGACGUGAAUGUUCCUGAAUCACGAUUCUCCAGAAAAUCUGAAGAAGAAAGAGAACAACACUUAAUGGGCGAAAACUGAUUUCUGGAUUAAAAGAUUCAUCUUUUAUGUGGCACAGCUGUGUGAAUGGGUAGAUAAUAGGUAUGGGAUGAGGUUGCAGGAGUAGCCCCCUCUUUCAUUGGAGGAGUCCAGGAUUUUGGGUCACAUGAGGCACAACUUUUAUCUUUGUGAAAAAUGUGUUUCAUGAGAUGAAUACUGCAAGAUCCUUAAACAUUUGUUGCCCAGAUUGGUUUGAAUUUAGAAGCAUGCACUUUUCUAAUGACUUGAAUUGUUCCUUUAAUUUUUGCAUAGCUGUUCCUUCACAGAAUAUUUGGCUACAGAGGCGUCAUACUUUUCACGUGGACAGCAAGGGUGUAUGAUCGGGACAAGGAAACAAGAGAAAAUGAAAAGUUAGUCACAGCAAAAGGCUUUAACCCAUUUGUCCUUGGCACAUUUUCCAACAAUGGGCUAUUGCAUUUUAUAUCCGUACCCCCCCGCCCCCCCGGUUGAGGACUUACCUUUUCUUCUUACCCCUGAUGAAGACUUAUAUAAAAUAUGGCUUUACCCCUGAAGACCUGGAUCAUACCCCUGAAGAAUAUGGGUUCACCCCUGAAGGAUUUUGUGAAAAUUAAGGCUUCAGCCCCAAAGAAUUCCAUAUUUUUUUUUACUCUACACCUAAAGAAAUCCUCAAUUUUUUUUAACUUACCCCUGGAGAAUUCCAUGGUUCCUCAACCGGGGGGUGCGGAUAUUAAAUGCAAUAGCCCAAUGCCAUUUGAAACAUGUCUGGUUAAAACCUGGCCGAGAUGGAUGACGCAGCCUCUUGUUCUUGAUGAUAAAUAUGUACUCUUGAUGGUAAAUACUUGUGCCUGCCCAAGCUUGGAAGGCUCAAGUGCUUAUGUGCCAGGGCUGUGCUCUUGCUGGUUGGGGUGAUAAGUGCAAAAAAGAAGGUCUCAUAAUUUCAGACCUGUAGCAGUUGGCAUCUCCAGUUUAUACAUGUAUGAUAAUUUAUGUGUACCUUCAGGUCAUUAAUGCAUGUUAUUCUGUUAACAGGUCAUUUGAAGAGAAUGGAUCUUUCAAUCCUGGGAAAGAAAUAAAAGCUGAAACACAGACUUAUUACCAGGCACUAAUCGAUAACAGGGAUUCUCCAUUUAUUGUAAGUUUCAGUUUCCUUUGUCAUAAAACAAUUAUCCUUAUUAAUAAUGGUAGUACGACUGAGUGGAGUCCAGUUCCAUCUUUAACCAUACGAUUGAUUAAUCAAAAUUGGAAAACUGUCUACAGGGUGUUGGAUUUGGUUAAUUACGAAUAUGAUUUUCGACCAAAUUGAACGACAUGAAGUUCUGUUACCAAUGAUUUAUAAUCAUGACUAAAACAAAAGUUGUUAUAGUUUAAACUUUUCUUUAAAUUAAUACACAAGAUCUUCUGAGAGUUUUUUGCUACAUGAGAAUAAAGAACCUAUUUAACAGUUUGGGAUAAAUUAUAGGCUAGUAGGUAUUGUGAAGUAGGUACAUGUACACAGGUCAGUGUGUUUCAAUAUGGGGUGGACACGACCCAAGGGCCAGCUAAGGAUCAGCAAUUAUGUCAUCUUUAUGCUAUUUUUUUUUAUUUCAGAGAGCUCAACCUGAGAUUGUAACAUUUCUUGGGUAUGAAAGUGACAAUGCGCUCUACUCAAUUCCAGGCAAGCACAUAGUUAAAUCUGUUUCUCUUUAACAAUUUCAGAAACUGUAACUUGAACCGAAAUGUACAGAAUGGAUCUAAAACUGCCAGUCAUACAUUUACUUAUAUAUCCAUCAACAUGACCUUAAAAUUACUGGUAAUGUUGGUGAAAGUGCUGGUUUGUAGAAGUGUACCUGUAGGCUCCUCCCUGUGUAACUAAUUCUUAUGUUACUGUAUUUUAGGUCUGGACUACAUAUCUCAAGAAGAUGUUCUUCCAUACACAGUUUCAGAUGCAUUUUCUCGUCCGAUUCAUCAUGAGCUCUUUGACAGAUUCUUGUAUCCUGAACCAGGGAAAGGUAUUAAAAAUACCAAUGAUGAAAUAAAUAUUACCUUUUAAUUCCAGCACUGACUACAGUCGCUGAGGUCAAAGAUGGUGUAAAAAGAAAAUUAUUCACGAUUGUCUCCAUGCAAGACAGUGGUGCAUUAGGUUAUCUUUUGCUGCUUUUUAUGCAAAAAUAUUCAUAAAACAGCUAUGCAAAGACCAAACUGACCAGUCAGAGCAUGCACUUUUGUUUUGUUAUAGAAGUAUUUUUUUUAUGACAGGCAUUCAUUAUUCAUACUAAGUGUUCUGAAAUACAAAGGUAGCCUCAAAUGCAGACAUUCCUUUGAACUGUCACACAUUCCUCAAGGAGCAAAAUGUUACAAAAGGCUACUGGAAACCUUGACUAAUAGUGUGGUUUUGACUAUAAAUUUCUUUUGUCUACUGUCAACAUUAUGUUCGUAGUCUAGAAACAGGCCGGUUAUUGCAUAUUGCAUUAACUUCUGUCAAAAAGUGAUAUUUUUGUACGUCCACUGUACUAGUACCACCUUUCGCACCUCGUGAGGCUCUUCAAGCAUGGCAGGAAAAGAACCACAAAUGGUUGGAACUGACAGAUGUGCACAGAGAAACACAUUCUAAUGUUAGGAUCACUGUCAUGCCGUUUUACAUGGGAACUAAGGUGUGCAACUUUUUUCCGACCUCUGUUAUUUUGUACUUAUCAAUGGAAAGUAUUUAGACAUGUUUACCAGGUCUCCUUGAACUUGUGUGUAUUUAGCCACAAAAAUACUGUGAAUGAAGAAAUAACUGAACAUAUAAACAAAUAGAUUUGUGAAAAAAUACAUAUUAUUAUAAUAAAUCGAACUGAAGGAACGCCUGAAGAAAAUUUUUCUUUAACAGAUUCACUUUAAAAUGCACUGCUAAAAACUAGGAAUUCUUGGCUAUUUUAAAAAUUUUUUUUUUCAGUUUCACCGACAUGAUUCUGUAGAUUUAGAAAAAAAAAGAAAAUGAGAAAAUGAGAAAAAAACAGAUGACUUAAGGGAAAAUGCCGACUGCAACUAUAACACCUUAUCUUUAGAAGAACUGACUGAUUUUGUCAUACUUUCAGAACAACCUCUCAUCCCAGGACUACUGGGUGAGUAUUUAUAUUUCCUGUGUUAUACAUAACCUCAAGUUUCUUUGAAUGCUUAAAGGGUUGAUGAUUUUGAUUUUAUCACCUCCAAAUAGCAGCUCUUCUACCAUAUUCCAACUUUGGUCCCAGGGUUCUGUCCUACCCAUCCCUGUCAAGUCAAGAUUGACCAUCAAGAUUGACCAUAUUCAGCGUGCAAAGAAAGUAGUGUACGAUAGCCCGGGGCUAGUGGAUUUUGCUAUUGGGCUAGUGAAUUCUGUUUUUAACUUGCCUGACAGGCAAGUGAUGUUUUUUGAAAAAUUCGAAUAACAGAAGAACUGUGAAGUCAAUUCUUCCCGCCAAAAAGCUUUCGGGGCUAGUUGUAAUGACGUCUGGGCUAGUAAAUGCUAGCUUUAGCUUGCCCGAAUAACAAGCUGUAAAAAUGAUUUUCUUUGCACCCUGCAUAUUCCUGAUCAAACUGGAAUUUGAAAAUUUUGGUUUUUGAGUAGAGGAGAAAAAUGUCUUGGAGCAAAGAGUACAAACAAAUAGAUGAAUAAACUCAUUGGCAUCACUGCCAUUAUUAGCACUCAUUCAUCCCCAGUCCACACUGGAGGAAUGUGAGUGAUGAAAAAGUAACUUUGCCACCCUUUAUACCCAUAUUAUAGAGGGACACCAAAAAAUUCCCCUCCUUAUUUCAGGUAGCCUGUGUGGAAGGCGUUCUAAAGGGAAGAGAAAGGCAAUCUGGUGCAUGGGAGAAGGGAGGAACCUUCCCUCUUCCUUGCACACCAUUCGCUCUUCUCGCGAGUCUGAAAUCCCCUUGUCCUUCCCCUCGGAAUGCCUGCCACGCAUGGUAUAUUUGAGGCUUCAGAGUUUCAACAACAGUAAGUUGGUUGUCACCUUGCCUUUCUUAAAGACCCAGAUAACAAUGACUGUGUAUGAGACUAUAGAACCGAGUUAGUGGCCUUAAAGUUCAGUUAGAAUAAAGACCUGCUGAUAGGCUGGAAUGCAGCUUAUUUUAUUUGCUGACUAAUUAUUACACUUCUCACAAGAUUAGAUGUUAUUGUUUCAGUGGCGAUACUGCAUCAGAAUUGAGAAUCUUGGACAGGAAAUUGUUCAACUUCGAGAAAGACACUGGAGAAUAUUUAGUCUGUCGGGCACACUGGAGACUGUCAGAGGGAGGGGUGUGGUGGGACAGGUAAGGCUUUUUGGUGAAAAAAGACGCCUGAAGAAAAUACACAAUCUUUCUUUCCAAUCUUUCUUACCGCGAGGAUCAUUUCCACUUUCAUAUCUUUAUCCGCAGUUCAAAAUAUGAGUCAUUUCAUAUAUUUCCGCUUACUUUCCUCUGCCAAGAAGGGUUUACGGUCAUCUCGCCACCAUCCAACUCGCCACCAAGAAGUCAGCUCGCUGCCAACCAGCUCGCCACCAGCUGUUAAGUCUGCGUAGAUUGGAAGAUUGGGAGCAACAAGCCAAGCACCCCGGGCAUAACAAUCCACUGGUCGACGGGGGUUAUCGUUUAAGAUCUUGUCUUAUCUUAGGCGAGUAGACUGUUUUUUAGUGGCGAGUUAGAGUUUACUUCUUAGUGGCGAUUUCGUUGGUUGCGAGAUGGUUUGGUGGCGAGGUGACCGGUUAUCGUCCAAAAGACGCCCUAGGAACAGGUCUGAAUUUUCGAAAAUUUUCUCUUAAGGUAGAAAUCAUCGUUGCCUUGCUUUCUAUUUCUGAGAUCCGUAUUGAAGGUAGAUUUGUCUUCUCCAUUUUUUCCGAACACAACUAACAAGCUCUUAACAAAAGGUAGGAAAGUUAAAACUGUGACGCAAAUGACAUGUGGCUGUUUAAAGAUUAAGGUAUCUCGGAAAGCCGAUUAAAGUUAAAAAUAACUCAGACGUUUCGGGAAUACUGUCCCUUUUUCUGUGAGGUUUUAAACAGCAAAAAAAGGGUUAACGUUAGAAAAUGAUUUCUCUGCUCACGAUUAUCUAAAACAAGGCUGAAAAUAAGUUACUGACGCCGUUUUGUGACUUAUAUAGGAACCUGUCUUGUCACCAGAGCAACCAGCUUUCCAAUAUAGCAGUCACGUGUCAUUACAGGCACCCAGCGGAAACAUGUGGUGAGUAAAGAGUAAGAAAAAACAUUGAACCCGUGCCGCACGGUAUACUGUCAGUAUUUGUAUGUUAUAAGUGACUUAGCCUGUACACAGACCCUCUAUUUUCUCUUUAGAGAUCGUCGAGCGCGCGCAUAUCACUAGAGACCUUUAUAUAUAUUCUAGAACGAGGACGAAAUUCGACUUAAAGUUUAAGUCGUGUAUUUUCAAAAAAAUAUACACCUCAGAAAGCUUCAUUGAACUUUUUUGCUCCAGAAAAGUUGGUAAUACUGUAUUAUUCUGAUUGAAGCACGUUAAGCCGUCUCCUGAUCCUAAAAUUAUAAAACUUCUAACAUUUGAUAACUUGUUUCCGCCACUAUGACAUUCUCGCUAAGGCCUGAUUUCCACUGUUGUGUAAUUUUUGCGUGGGAACCCGUGUAAAAUUUACGUACGUAAAUUAAAUUGAGGCAAUGUCUGAAAGGACACGCGUAAACGUGAAAGUUGAGCGAGGUUCAGCUUUUAGGUGUACGCGUGACCCGCCAUACUGUUCUAUUUUACUUUCGCGCAUAAAAAUUUCGUGCGUGCGCACGUAAAAAUUACGCGGUAGUGGAAAUAAACCCUAAAACUCGUAGUAGAAUGACGACGGCUACCACUUUUUCCCGCUAAAAUGACGCUGGUUCAAGUGCUCACACUACGUAAAGGUCUCUAAUAUAAAACCGCCGGGGAUUUAUUGACUGCAAGCUCAAGGAGGUGGGGGUGGUUAAAGGAAAAAGGAGUUUUUUUCUGUUUUUCUGGCGCUUCGCGCUCGUUCUCACACGCUGUCAAAUUCUUUAAAAAAUAAAAAAAAGAAAGGAAAACAUCCCUGGACAGGCUAUAAGUGACUUGGUUUGGAAACACUAUUCCACUGUAAUGUCAUACAUUUACGGAGGAGAAACAAUACUUACUAUUCAUCUGUACGACAGAUUUCGUGAUGAUGGUUGCUUGUUAUUCUUGUUAAUACUUAUUAUUUUAGCUCAGGUUUGACUAAAAAAUGGUAUGACAGCCCCUUUAAGUAGCCUGCAGGCACUGUCUUAUUUUAGUGGAAUGACAGGCGAGAAGCGGGUUUUUGCUGUAUUAUCCUUCUUAUCGUUUUUCUUUUAGGGGGAAAUUCCGAUUUGAGCGCUCAGAUGGCAGCAUGUUUGAAACUCCAAUUCCUCCCUUCGCAUUGGACAGCAGAAAAGAAGAUACACCGGAACCACCGAGAACGACUUGA
Molecule: messenger RNA, 6876 nt
Organism: Porites evermanni
Lineage: Eukaryota; Metazoa; Cnidaria; Anthozoa; Scleractinia; Poritidae
Source: the annotation of a GenBank genome assembly